Molecule: messenger RNA, 775 nt
Organism: Fusarium verticillioides 7600
Lineage: Eukaryota; Fungi; Ascomycota; Sordariomycetes; Hypocreales; Nectriaceae
Exons: 3
Coding region: 144-476 (110 amino acids)
Biological process (GO): mRNA splicing, via spliceosome
Cellular component (GO): precatalytic spliceosome; catalytic step 2 spliceosome; U2 snRNP
Source: RefSeq, a predicted model, not a curated record
CAAGGCUGAGAAAUCUCCAAUCUUGAACUUUACAACAUUGCACACGAAUUUUACGCCCUUCUCUCUUCCUCAACAUAUCACUAAUCCUGACCUUGCGUCUCAUAACAAUAUUUCAUACAUUGUUUCCCCACAUUGCCAUAGCCAUGUCUCGCCAUCAUCCCGAUCUUGUUAUGUGUCGCAAACAGGCCGGUAUCGCCAUCGGUCGUCUCUGUGACAAGUGCGAUGGAAAAUGCCCAGUUUGCGACUCCUACGUUCGGCCCACGACACUCGUGCGCAUUUGUGACGAAUGCAGUUUCGGCAACUAUCAGAAUAAGUGCGUUGUGUGCGGUGGUGAAGGCAUCUCGGACGCGUUCUACUGUUUCGAAUGUACACGCCUUGAAAAGGAUCGCGACGGAUGUCCUAAGAUUAUAAACCUUGGCAGUUCGAGAACAGAUUUAUUCUACCAAAAGAAAACGAAUCGUACAACGCAAUACUAGCUGAGUUGUGGCCUGGGCUGGCCGUGCAGUAUGGUGUUUGGUUGAUUUAUGGUCAACUUAGAUCUGUCAUCACAGGUGUUUAGGCGCAAAAGGGAAUAUGAAAACGCGUGUUUUUCUUUUCUUUUUCUUUUUGGAUUGAGCGGCAGCUACCUAGUAAUUACUUACAAUUGACUAGCUUAUUGCUUAUUCAAAUUUGCCAGAACUCGCCCAUGAGAAAUACACUACGGCUGAAAAAGAAAGGUUCUACCCAGAGACUCCUCGUAACACAUGAGAUACUAAUAAAUAAUACAAUGGAAAGA